Messenger RNA from Manduca sexta (tobacco hornworm), 3661 nucleotides. Its product is annotated as homeobox protein araucan. Bases 400 to 1923 code for a protein of 507 amino acids. Lineage: Eukaryota; Metazoa; Arthropoda; Insecta; Lepidoptera; Sphingidae. Gene Ontology annotation, molecular function: DNA-binding transcription factor activity, RNA polymerase II-specific; RNA polymerase II cis-regulatory region sequence-specific DNA binding. Gene Ontology annotation, biological process: neuron differentiation; cell development; regulation of transcription by RNA polymerase II. The record is from RefSeq and is a predicted model, not a curated record. Gene Ontology annotation, cellular component: nucleus. The transcript has 7 exons.
UCGCGUCGACGGGCGGCCGGGAGCCCGCGCCUCGCCACACUGACUCUGCACACGCUGCUCACACUCACUUUUCUCCUAGUACGUUUUUUGAAUGCGCGCCGGUAACAGCGGGCACGUGAUACGCCCGCGGCCGCUGUUUUUUUCUCUCUCACUCGGCUUUUGACGGCCGGGUGUCGCGUGCGAUCUCGCCCAUUUCCCGCCACUUCCACUAGCUUUCGGAAAAGUACACCGGUAAAGAAGUUUUUGGCGCGAAAUGUGCGGUUCGACGGCGAGCUCGCCAAAAAUACCGGCCGUCCGUGGUGAAUGCUAAAAUGACUGGUUGGUUUUGUUUGUGAAGAAGUUUGAGCUGUGUUGGUCGGUUCGCGAGAUUAUCUGACUGCCUAGGAGACGUUUCAAAUAAUGGAUGAUUGGGAGCGACACGUGACUCCACUCCUGCAAGACAUGGGGUGCCCCAGCGAGGACGCCCAGGACGACUUCUUUAAUCAGCAGGACUUGCUCGUGGGCAGCAGCGGGGCGGGCGCCGGUGGCGCAGCCACCUCGCCGGACGGGGGCUCGAGCUCGGCGCCGCCGCUGUCACCGGGCGGGUCCGGCGUGGCCGGCGGCGCGCUCUCCCCUGGCGCCGGCAGCCACGCCAGCACGCCCGCCGCCUCCUGCUGCGACACGCCGCGGCCCAUCAUCACCGACCCUGUCUCCGGACAGACUGUGUGCUCGUGCCAGUAUGAUGGAGCCCGUCUGGCUCUCACCUCCUAUCCCCGUCUGUCCGGUGCCGCGGUCGGCGUCUAUGGAACACCUUAUCCGUCGACAGAUCAGAACCCCUACCCAAGUAUCGGCGUGGACAGCUCAGCGUUCUAUUCACCUUUGAGUAACCCUUACGCGCUGAAGGAGGGUGGCGGCGAGAUGUCUGCGUGGACGUCGGCUGGCCUCCAACCCUCCGGCGGCUACUACCCUUACGACCCGACGCUCGCCGCCUACGGAUACGGAGCGGGGUAUGAUCUAGCUGCGAGGAGGAAAAAUGCGACGCGAGAAUCCACCGCGACGCUGAAAGCGUGGCUCAACGAGCACAAGAAGAACCCGUACCCGACGAAGGGUGAGAAGAUAAUGCUGGCGAUCAUCACCAAGAUGACGCUGACGCAGGUGUCGACGUGGUUCGCGAACGCGCGCCGCCGCCUCAAGAAGGAGAACAAGAUGACGUGGGAGCCGAAGAACAAGACCGACGACGACGACGACACGAUGCUCUCCGACGACGACAAGGACAAGGACGAGCACGACGACAAAAUUAAAACCCACAAAGAUGAGGAGCGGAAGGGCGACGAGCUGUUGCAGGGGAUGCAUCAUCAGCUUUUGGGCUACGGAAUAAAAGAAGAAUCGAAAAGGGGUGCAUCCGACUGCGGUGUCCCGAUACCGGCCUCGAAGCCUAAGAUUUGGUCACUGGCGGACACGGCAGCAUGUAAGACGCCACCGCCGGCCGCGCAGCCCUGGCCGCAGCACUCAUACGGCCCCCCUGAACGAACGGCGCCUGCCGACGGGGGUUCCAACGGGUUCGCGUUGCCCGCCACGGCAGCCGCGAGCCCGGCCAGCGGCUCGUACGGCCGCUACGGUGGCUUCCCCGGCGGGCAGUAUGGCGGUCAGCACCCGUGCGUACACCCGGCCGCUUUCCCUGACGUGCAGACGGACACGCCACCACAGACACCACCGAACAUGAAGGUGCCGAGCGUGGCCAACCCGCUUGGCAGCGGCGGCGGUUCAGGCUACUGCUUCCCCCGGCACCAGCAAUCGCCGCAACGCGACCCCUACCACAACGCCCACCACGCCGCCAACAACCACCAGCCCAACCAACCUCAUCACAACGAAGGGUCUGCUGCCUUCAAGCCCUUCUAUAAAAGUUCCAUACAACACCCCAACGGUUUCGUGUCUGCCGUGUGAAAGCGUUCCGCGCAACACUAGCGGUAAAGUAAGUGAGAGCUGGGUCGCCGCAAGCUCGUCUGCCGCACGAGACUUUAGAGACUGUCGUUAACACAGUGACACAGUGGUUCAGUUCUUAUGAUCAUUUAUUCUUAUGAUCGACAACGCAUUGUAGCAUAGGACUCUGCUGAAUACACAAUUAAGUCGUUAGACUCUUGUAAAAAAUAUUCAUUUGGUACAUAUGUACGUUUAUUUGUAUAUCGCAUAGUGUAAUUUCUAAAUUGCUAAACUAUAGUGCACAGUUUAUUAUGAUGUAUAAAGAGAUUGUUUAAGUUCUUGGAUAUUGUUAAAUGCGACUGCGCGGAAUGUUCGCCAUCGAUCGUCGACUAUCCAAUUAUUGUCAAAUGAAAUAUUGUACGAAAUCAACGUUGCUCAGUAUUUUGAUAGAUUUAAGAAUAUUAUGGAGUAUAAUCCAAAUUAUUUAUAGACACGAAAAGCGCAAUUAUGUAUGAAAUAUUUUGACCACGAUUGGUUAUAGUAUAGUUAAAUAUGAGUUUAGUUGGAUUCAUGGAUUUCAAUGCCCGCGGUACGUCGCGGGAUCUUAUUUAAUGAUAUGUUGUUUAUUUAGUUCUUCCACAAAUGUUUAAUUUGAUUUCUUCGGAGCAAUAAGUUAUUCGUUAGUUCAGGUGCCAGAGUUAACUUUGUUUAGACUCUAAGUGAUUUGUACAAUGUACAUUGGUUGCGAGUUGCGUAUAAUACGGAAGUGACUUCGGUUCAUCCGUACACGGUCCGUACAACACAAUAUAAUAUUUAAUUUUGUUAAUAUCUAUAGUGUAAUCAAAUAACGUCGAUUCGAUUAAUGUUGUUGUCCUUGUAUAUAUAAAAGAUGUUUUGUAGAUUUUCUAUUUUUAGUUUGUCAUCAAGUGUACAAAGUAAUUAAAACUGUUGCACCGAAUUCGAUGUUAUUUACGGACACUUCGGAGUGUACUUUAUAAAUAUUGUUUAAAAGUAUUAUUAGAAUACAUUGUACAUAAAUAUAUUUCUGAUUAUCAUUAUUUUUAAAUCGGUCGCAGUCACUUUCGAUGAUCGCAUCCAGUUUUAAAUGCUUCAUAAAAUAUUUAUCUAAUUUUAGUCACUUGGGUAUAUUGUAAGGAAUAUUAAAAAUAAUGACAAUUUGUAAAGAACACUAAAAUUUUAAGAAAUCGACAUAUUGUACUGACGAUAUCUAUUUGUAUAAAUAGCGUGUGAAGUUACUGAAAUGAUUUUAUACUGAUACUGGCAGUAAGUAUUAGUAGAUACACGUAAAACUCAAUCUCUAUUUGACUAAAAUGCAAUCGAAAUAUAAUUAAGUUAUAUGAAUAACAACCUGUCCCUAUCAUGAGUAAGCAUUCUAAUCCGUUGCACGUUUUAUAGUAGUUGUUUUUUUUAUUUUACAUUCAUACCUCUGUAAAUUUAAUACUGUCAAUUUGUACUUAGUGUCUACUAUGUAUACUUAUACUUACUGUCAAACCCGGCUUGCUGUUAAGAAGGCUCAACGAUCGAAAUGCAUCGACUAUUUUAUUUUCUGUAUUGACGUAAAAAUAGGUCACAAAUACAUAGGCUUGGAGGCUCACUGUAUCGGAAAUACAUAAAAACAAUGUGACCAAAUCGAAUACAUUCGCUUAAUAUUAAAUGUUCUAUAUAGAUAUUUAUAGAAUAUAUGCCUAUAAAAUAUUAUUAUUAUGAUUAAAAUUAUGUAACGAUUGUAAUUAAAUCUUUA